AUGACAUCAAUAUCGACUUUCCCUCAUUCUUCACAUUCACCUCAUAUCGCAUCAGCUUCACCUAAUCCACUUCAUAAUCCCCAGUUAUCACAUGUCUUGGUACCUGAAAGUCCAUUGAUCGAUCUGACGAUGUCAAGUCCUGAUCAUAGGGGGCUACAGGCUGAGACAGCUAGUAUAGCUUCUUCUACUGGAACAGGAGUGGAAGGAGUAAGGAGUAGAAGUGAAUUGAAGAGAUCAGGAUCACAUAGACGAGGACCACCCGAACCUCGAUUCCUCUCCGACCCAUCGCCCGAGAAUAUCCUUCCUCUUCUUCAAGCUCAGGAAUCCCCUAAUAAUGACGAUGAUGGUCAGAUGGGCAGGGAGUUGAGGAUAGGGUUGAUUUUAAGGAGAGCACUGAAAUUCGGCGUGGAGAGAUGUGAUUCUGAGUUGAUUGGAUGGUUAGUUGGAUUAGAAGGAAGAUGGGCGGAUAUACUUGAUAAUCAAGCUCAGCAAUUGGAAGAUGAAGAAGGAUGGGGAUUGGUGGGGAUGGCAAUUCAAGCUUCUUGUGGUAGACAGGAGACUGAAGAAUGCGUUAGGAUCAUCGUCGGUAGAUGGGGUUUGGAAGUGGGGCAACGAGGUGGGAGAGAUAGAACCGGAUGGACACCUCUACAUCUAGCAGCACUGAUUUCAUCCCCACCACUCAUAUCCUUCCUCCUAUCUCGAGGUAGCUCACCCCACGCCCUGACGAAUCGCGGUCUCACACCAUUAGAUCUCAUAGUGGGUAUGCCAGAUAAAGAGGACGUAGCGUUAUUCCUAGAACACGCAACAUGUUAUGGAGAAUCAUCCUCAACUCUCAAAACAGCUACUGCACUCAUACCUCAUUUCCCACCAGCUCGUCAAGCAAUGCUGGAAAGGCGUCGACGACAUGCCACCCUCAAGAUGGAGGCUAUCGAAAGAGAAGAGAGGCGUAAUCGGUUGGAAGUUGAAAGAGAAACUUGGCUUAGGGAAAGAGCGAGGAUGGUCGAUGUGGAUCCGGAGUUGUUGAUCAAACCAUUGCCUACGAAACGGGAGAGUAAGACUCCAUCGGAUGAUAGUGGUUUGGGAUGGAUGGGGUAUGAGUUGGAUCUCGAAGAGGAAAGAAAGGAUGAUGAUGAGAGUGAAUAUGGGUUGGAUGAAGAUGAUUUUAACGUGAAUCAGUUAGACCUCAAUUCAAAUAUGCUGGUAUUCUCCUUAUCACACUUGCCUAUGAUAUUCGAUAUUCUCAUCCUGAAUUACGCGCCUGUAUGCCAACCGCUACAAAAACGAUCGUUACCUGCCAAUGCACUUUACCUGUAUGCUAGAUUCGCUCAUUACAAAUGCGAUGAGGGGUGGUUGGAGGAGCUCAUUGAAGGUGUUGUUGAGACUAUCGAAGAAGGUGUACAUAACAAUGUCGAAAAUCUCGCAUAUCUUGCCUUUUGGGCGUACAACUCGUCGGUCCUGCUUCACCUUCUGAAAUCUGACCCGGGAAUCAAUGCUGCUUGUGAAGAGAUGAGCUUGUUAGGUAUGAUGGAGGAGCUGAUCAACGCGAUUCAUGUAUUUAUCAUUCGGGUUGCUGAGAGACGUAUCGACAUCUACCUCGACGCUGCAAUCCUCGAUUAUGAGACACUGGAAGAUUUCAACGAUAUUCGAUUCGAAGGUGAAUGGUCCAUUUUCAGAUCCUUCGCACCCAAAAAGAAGCGCGAAACACCUCGAGCCGCUUCCAUCUUCGCUCCCAGUCCCAGUCAAGUCAACAGCAUCCAUGAUUCUCCUGCUUCCUCAUCUGUAUUGAGCACACCGCAGCGUACACCGAACCGACAUCAGUCAAUGAGCGAUCUUCGACUCGGAGCUGGUACACCUCGCUCAAUAUCGCACGAAUCCAGUAUCAGUGGUGCAUCUGGACACUCCCAUACACCAACGGUAGAAGUUGAGUUGAAUCCUUCUCGAAUAACAGAUAUCCUCUCCGGAGUUCACCUCAUACUUCAGCUAUACGAAGUUAAUCCCGCCAUAGUGGUUCAAGCCUUCUCUCAAAUAUUCUUUUGGAUCUCCUGCGAACUAUUUAACAGAAUAUUGGCACAGAAGAAAUACCUCUGCCGGACAAAAGCUCUUCAGAUCAAGAUGAAUAUAACGGCUUUAGACGAUUGGGUACGAGCGAACGGUCUCCCGGUCCAAACAGCUACGAAGCACUUAGAACCUGUCAGUCAGCUCCUUCAGUGGUUGCAGUGCCUCUCGCAGAUCAAGGAAUUCGACACUUUGAUCGGUACUAUGCAAAAUAUGAGAGCCAUCAACCCAUUACAGAUGAGACGAGCAGUCAGAGACUACAAGUACGAAGUGAACGAAGGGAAGAUGAACGAGGAAUGUGGUCAAUACCUUGCUCAACUCCAGAAAGAUUGGGAGAAACGCAGAGUUCAGUUCAGUGUACAAGAAGCUGAAAGAAGGAGAUCCCAUGGGUCGCUAUCCGAUCAUAGUUCCAGUCAUUCACAUGGAGGACCACCGAUGUCGGAUGUAUCUCUGCAGUCCAACAUAGACGAUUCUACGCCUAUUGAUGCUUUAUUCGACGGUUCAACAGCAUUAGGUGAAUUCGUACCUCAAUCAGCACCCGAAUGUCUAGGUGAAUUAUUAGAUAGUCGAUACAUGUUACCUUUUGUCUUACCUAAUGACAAUACGUAUCUUAUCGCUUCACCACCUCGAGAUGCCGCAUAUAGAAACUUGUUGUUACCUGCCAGUCCAUUUAUAUCUGACGGAUCUGGAAGUUCGAGACCACCUUCCAGAUCUAGUUUCUCAUCUUCUAGACCUAUGGGAUGGUCAUUACCGAAGCAGAGAAAAUUGAGGGAAUUACCGAUGGAUUUCUUUGAAUGGCUGAAAGGGAAAGAAACGGAUUACAAAUUGAAUAGUGAUGCUUGGGCAUUCAAGCAGAAGAGAGCCAUCCCAUCGACAAAUCCGGAAGAUGAUGAAGAUGACCGAGUGGCUACUAUUAAAGAUAUUAGGGAUUUACCAAAGAAGAUAGAAAGGAAACGAUCAAUUGAAAAAUCACCUACGCCCACACCAACUCGACCCGUCGUAGAUACGAUCAAAGCGAAUGAAGUUCAACUUCAGGGAUUAUUACCUUCGUUGACUGAGGAUGAAGAAAAGACACCUAUAAGUCAUAAAAAUGGAGUGGAAUUGCCUAGUUCGAGAUUAAGAAGUAUGAAAUCGAUCGAACAACUUAGAGAAACUUCAAAAUUAAUCCAAUUCGAUAAUCCUUCUUCUUCCUUUGGAGAUAGGAAAGGACUGGGACAUGAAAGAUCAGAAUCGUUCGAACUGAAAUUACGGAUGCAGAGAAAUUCUUCGGGAUCGUACAUGUCUCCUAUGACAAGUCCGAAUCCAUCAUCUAUGAAAUCGCCUACUCUCAGCCAAAUGUCAGAAAGUUCAGGUGGAAGUGGAAGUGGGGGAAAGAAGAAAUGGUGGAAAUUGGGUAAAAAGUUGAGUACGAUCAAUCUAAAAGAGGAAUUUUCAGUUAAUUGGGAUAAGGAUCAAGAUGAAGAUGGAUUUGAUAAGAGGAAGAUUAGAGAAGGUAGUGAAGAUACGAUUGGACCUGGAGGCGGAUGGUAUAGUCGGAAUGAGAUAGAGAUGAGAACACCUGUUAAAAGCUCUGGUAGUGGAACACCUGGGAGAGAGAGGAACAGCUUUUUCAGUUGA
Molecule: messenger RNA, 3672 nt
Organism: Kwoniella botswanensis
Lineage: Eukaryota; Fungi; Basidiomycota; Tremellomycetes; Tremellales; Cryptococcaceae
Exons: 7
Coding region: 1-3672 (1223 amino acids)
Molecular function (GO): GTPase binding
Source: RefSeq, a predicted model, not a curated record